AUGUUCGUCCCUCGUCGCGCCCUCUUCGCCGCCCGAAGAGUUCCCACUUUCUUUCAUCCGAUUGCACGAUACGCUACCGAAGCAUCAGACGUGACGCUACAAAAGCCCGAUGAAGAUGUUGCACAAGUGAACCAAGAAGACGUCGUUACAAAGCCCAAAUACACGCCCAGAGCUAAAGCUGCAACUUCGACUGCGUCUGCGAAGUCGCCAACUGCAAGGUCUACACCUGCAGCCGCAUCUACAAAGUCUACAUAUGCGUCCAAGACAUUUCCUCCAAAGCCCAUGGCAAGCAGCAAGAGUGCUAAGCCCGAGAGCCCACACAAGCCUGUUACAGUGUCGAAGAGCAUUCUGAGCGAGACUAGCGAGACGGACACGGAGAACACAGACCACAUCAACUGGGAGACGAGCUGGUACGGCCUGGGUGUGAAGGCUGUUACUCCCGAGCAGAAUGAGAUUCUCGCAAGGCCAGUUGAUGCUGACGAUGUGGAGGUCAAGCCCGAUGGUAUCAUCUACUUGCCAGAGGUCAAGUACCGACGGCGGCUGAAUGAGGCUUUUGGUCCGAUGGCUUGGGGAAUGGUCCAUCGUGGGGAUGUCGUUAUCGGCAAUCAGAUCGUGACGCGCGAAUACGCUCUUAUCGUGAACGGCCGCCCCGAAUCUAUCCCUGCCGCCAUUGAGGGUGCCAAAUCCAACGCCCUGAUGCGCUGCUGCAAGGAUCUCGGUAUCGCCUCUGAACUCUGGGAUCCUGUGUACAUCCGCUGGUUCAAAAAGCACUACAUAGAGGAAAAAUGGGUUGAGCACGCGGUCACUAAGAAGAAGAGGACUUUCUUUUAUAAGAAGGGUCUCGCUGAGGCAACAUACCCUUACAAGUUCUGUUAG
This is a messenger RNA of Fusarium musae, 876 nucleotides long. RefSeq lists its product as uncharacterized. Gene Ontology annotation, biological process: interstrand cross-link repair; recombinational repair. NCBI's taxonomy places the organism in Eukaryota, Fungi, Ascomycota, Sordariomycetes, Hypocreales, Nectriaceae. Gene Ontology annotation, cellular component: mitochondrial chromosome; mitochondrial nucleoid. The record is from RefSeq and is a predicted model, not a curated record. The coding region runs from base 1 to 876 and encodes 291 amino acids. The transcript is spliced from 2 exons. Gene Ontology annotation, molecular function: single-stranded DNA binding.